This is a messenger RNA of Eremothecium cymbalariae DBVPG#7215, 1290 nucleotides long. It is a transcript of the gene KIN3, whose product is annotated as serine/threonine protein kinase KIN3. Gene Ontology annotation, biological process: protein phosphorylation; chromosome segregation. Gene Ontology annotation, molecular function: ATP binding; protein kinase activity. Gene Ontology annotation, cellular component: nucleus; centrosome; cytoplasm. The record is from RefSeq and is a predicted model, not a curated record. Bases 1 to 1290 code for a protein of 429 amino acids. NCBI's taxonomy places the organism in Eukaryota, Fungi, Ascomycota, Saccharomycetes, Saccharomycetales, Saccharomycetaceae. The transcript has a single exon.
AUGUUAGAACUUGCUGAAGACAAUAAGAUAUAUGAGGAACUGUUCCCUAAGCAAUUCGGUCGCUCACAGCAAAAUGAAUUUAAAGUCCUCGAAGAGAUUGGGCGUGGUUCUUUUGGGUCUGUACGCAAAGUGCUUCAUAUUCCGACUUCGAGGUUAAUGGUUCGUAAGGAAAUCCAAUAUGGGAACAUGAAUACUAAGGAACGUCAACAACUUAUAUCGGAAUGUUCAAUUUUAGCAAGAUUACGGCAUGAAAACAUAGUUGAGUUUUAUAGUUGGGACCAUCCAGCUUCUGGAAGAGUAAAUUCCAAUGGUACCACUUUCCAGGGAGAAGUUUUGUAUCUUUACAUGGAGUAUUGCUCCUGUGGUGAUCUCUCCCAAAUGAUAAAACACUAUAAGAACCAACGCAAGUAUAUAAAAGAAAAAAAUGUUUGGAGAAUUACAGUUCAAAUUUUAAUGGCAUUGCAUAAAUGUCAUACAUCUCGUGAUUUACCUCAAUUAGAGACAAUUUAUGACAUGUGUGAUGAGGGAUCAGCAAAUAGUCACUUAGUCAUUCAUAGAGACUUGAAACCAGGGAAUAUCUUCUUAACUAGUUCCGAAGAAGAGGCCAAGGAAUUUGGUCGUGGUGGAAACAAUGUUGAAUAUGGCAAGGUGUAUGUGAAAUUAGGUGAUUUCGGCCUUGCAAAAUCGCUGCAAUCAAGCAUUGAGUUUGCUACAACAUAUGUGGGCACACCAUAUUACAUGUCACCAGAGGUCUUGAUGGACCAACCAUAUAGUCCACUUAGCGAUAUUUGGUCUCUUGGGUGCGUUAUUUACGAGAUGUGCGCAUUACAAGUGCCUUUCCAAGCUAAGAAUUUUAUGGAACUACAAACGAAGAUCAAACAAGGUUACGUUGAACCAUUACCCGAUCACUAUAGUAGUGAAUUACAAGAUGUAAUAGAAGCAUGUAUCAAUGUUGACCAAGCUAUGCGUCCCAGUGCCUUUGAAUUACUUCAGAGGAUUCAAUUGAAGAUAGCAAGAAAGUCAUUGGAAUUAGAGAAGUUCGAAAGACAUUUAUUAGUUUAUGAAAGAGAAUUGACCAAAAUAGGAGAAAUGUUGGAAAUGCAAGCCAGAGAUUAUGACAGGGAAAUAAACGGUCGCAGGCUACGAUACCGUAAAGAUUUCGAGACUGCAGUAGACAAAAGAGUCAAGGAAUUCAUGAGUGGGAAAAGAUACCAAGAAGCUCCUGAAUUCCAAGAUCGAUACAACGUUCGCAUGCCUAUAAACCCAUGGCGAUCAGAUAGGAAAAUGUGA